Messenger RNA from Colius striatus (speckled mousebird), 7113 nucleotides. RefSeq names its product myosin XVIIIB (gene MYO18B). Lineage: Eukaryota; Metazoa; Chordata; Aves; Coliiformes; Coliidae. Bases 1 to 7113 code for a protein of 2370 amino acids. The transcript is spliced from 41 exons. Gene Ontology annotation, cellular component: myosin complex. Gene Ontology annotation, molecular function: cytoskeletal motor activity; ATP binding; protein binding. The record is from RefSeq and is a predicted model, not a curated record.
AUGGCCAUCUCCUCGCGCCUCGCGCUCUGGGAGCAGAAGGAAAGUCUCGGUCGGAUCAGGGACGAGGACCGGGCUCCCCCCCCGGCCACCCCCCCACUGCUGCUGUCGGUCAUCCCCGGGGGGUUCAUCAAGCAGCUCGUGCGGGAGACAGAGAAGGAGGCGAAGGCGGCCAAGCUGAGGAAGGAGAGCAAGGGGAGCGUGAAGGAGGAGCCCGUGGGGCAGGACAGCACGGCCAGGGACACGCCAGGUGCCGGAGGAGCCGUGGCUGGUGCCGGGCAGCCGCUGCAGAACGGGCUGCACACGGAGGGACAGGGGGGAGAAGGGGUCCUGACCCCCCCACGCAAGGAGCUGCCCCCUGCCAGGGCUGUCACCAGCAAAGCCCCAUCCCCUGCACCCGCCCCAGCAGCUCCUGCCCCCAGACUGGCAGAGACCCCUCGCCCGGAGGCUCCAGAGGCAGCAAAGCCGUCGUGCCCCAGGAAGAGCCCCAAGGACACCCAACCCAGGGGCAGCCCCCCAGCUCCAGCCCCUGUGCCCAGCAAGGGCUGCAGGAAAGUUCCAGAGAAGGACGGGGACACAGCCAAGGGGAUGGGCCCUGAGAGCACCAAGAAGGAGAAGGGAACGGCCCCAAGCCACGAGCUGCCCCAAACCAAGGCAAGAGUCAAGAGGGAGCUGGGGCCGGUCAGGAAAGAGCCAGAGAAGGUGAAGAAAGAUGCUGGAGGUGGCAAGAAGGAGCCAGUGGAAAUGAAGACACCUGGAAAAACUGCAAACAAGUCAGAGGGGGUCAAGGAGGAGCCAGGAGGGAUCCAAGAAAAGUCAGAAGAUGUGGCAAAGGAGGUGGAGAAGGUGAAGGAAGAGCCAGGAGAGGGUAAAGAUGCACCAGGAGAGAGCAAAGAGACCGUUGAGAGUGCGGACACGGAGCAGGCUCCCAGGGAUGUUUGGUACGAAGCAGAGAAGGUUUGGCUUGUGGAACAGGAUGGAUUCACGCUCGCCACGCAGCUGAAGCCAGACGUGGGGACGCCGGAGCUGCCAGCCGGGCGGCUGCGGGUGCGACGGGAGGCAGACGGCGGCGUCACCGAGGUGGACGAGGACAGUGUGCAGCGGACCAACCCCCCCAGCCUGGAUUUGGCCGAGGAUCUGGCCACACUCAUCAGCCUCAACGAGUGCAGCGUCGUGCACACGCUGCAGCAGCGCUACCGGGCACGGCUGCCCUACACCCACGCCGGGCCCAGCCUGGUGGCCAUCAGGCCCAGCUUUCCUGCCAGCAGCAGCCCGGGAAAGGUGAGCCGUGGGAAGCGGGACAGCACGGCCCCACACAUCUGCUCCGUGGCACAGAGAGCCUACAGGAACCUGCUGCUGCAGCGGCAGGACCAGGCCAUCGUGCCCCUGGGCCGCAGCGGGGCUGGCAAGACCACGUGCUGCCAGAGUGCCCUGGAGUACCUGGUGGGCACAGCAGGCAGCCUGGAUGGCAGGGUCUCAGUGGAGAAGAUCCAGGCGAUGUUCACAGUCCUGGGAGCCUUUGGGUCGGUGACCACCAGCCACAGCAGCAGCUCCACGCGCUUCUCCAUGGUCCUGUCGCUGGAUUUCAGUGCCACGGGCCGGGUAACGGCUGCUCACCUCCAGACCAUGCUGCUGGAGAGGGGCCGUGUGGCCCAGCAGCCCCCUGGCGAGAGCAGCUUCAACGUCUUCCCCCUGAUGCUGGCAGGGCUGGAUGCAGCACAGAGGACAAUGCUGCACUUGCACCAGGUGGCUGAGAACAACUCCUUUGGGAUCAAGCCAUUCUCAAAGCCCGAGCAGAAGCAGGCGGCGGCGGCGGCGUUUGCGCGGCUGAGGGCUGCCAUGGCCACGCUGGGCAUCGCUGCGGAGGAGCAGGCGGCCGUCUGGCGCGUCCUGGCCGCAAUCUACCACCUGGGAGCUGCUGGUGCCUGCAGAGUGGGCAGGAAGCAGUUCAUGCGGUUCGAGAGCGCGAGCGCGGCUGCCGAGGUGCUGGGCUGUGACCUGGAGGAUCUCACCACGGCCGUGUUCAAACACCACCUGAGGCAGAUCCUGGCGCAGGCGGCGGCGCGGGGCCGGCAGCAGCCCCCGGCAGAGCCCAGCCCGGCAGGGCCGAAGCUGACGGGUGUGGAGUGUGUGCAGGGGAUGGCUUCGGGGCUCUACGAAGAGCUUUUUGGCACAAUCGUCUCUCUGAUCAACAGGAGUUUCUCCUCCCAGCACCUCUCCAUGGGCUCCAUCACGGUGGUGGACACACCAGGUUUCCACAACCCGCGGCACCAGCACGGCGAGCGGGCGGCCACCUUCGAAGAGCUCGGCCACAACUACGUGCAGGAGAGGCUGCAGGCUCUCUUCUAUGAGAAAACCUUCCUGUUGGAAAUGGAGAGGUACAGAGAGGAGAAUGUCGAGGUGUCUUUUGAUCUUCCAGAGCGCUCUCCACUGGCCACGCUGUCCGUCAUCGACCUCAGCUCCUCACAGGCACCGGUGCUGCCCGGUGUCCCGGGGGCCGAUCGCAAGGGGCUGCUGUGGAUCCUGGACGAGGAGGUGCUGAGCCCAGGCUCCGGGGAUGCCACCGCCUUCGAGCGCCUGUGCUCCUGCUUCGCCACUAAGGGCCCUGACCAGGAGGGGGACGGCCCCAUGCGCAGGUGUGAGCAGGAGCUGCACUUCGAGAUCUCCCACCAGCUGGGCACAGACCCCGUGCGCUACGACCUGAGCGGCUGGGUCAGCAAAGCCAAGCUCAACCUGUCGGCACAGAAUGCCAUCCAGGUGCUGCAGCACUCCACCAUAGCCGCUGUGCGGGAGCUGGUGCAGCCGCGCUGCCGGGCGCCGCUGGCGUGCCGGGCUGUGGCAGGGCUGGACGGACGCUCCCAGGCUGUCCUGGCCCGCAAUGCCUGCCUCAGGAAGACCUUUGCCAGCAGCUUUGCAGCCGUGAGGAAGAGGUCUGUGUGUGCUCAGCUCAAGCUGCAGGCGGACGCGCUCACGAACCUCCUGCGACGGUCCCGGCUGCACUUCAUCCACUGCCUCCUCCCGGGAGCGGGGCCCAAGGGGCCGGUCCCUCAUCCCCCUGAUGCAGCCCCGUGGCUGGAUGUGCCGUCCCUGCGAGCUCAGCUGGAGGGGGCCCAGCUCCUGGAUGCCCUGCGCCUGCACCGCCUCGGCUACGCCGAUCGCCUGCUCCUCACCCAGUUCCGACGGCGCUUCCAGCUCCUGGCUCCGGACGUCAUGAAGAAGUUCAGCUCUGCCUACGAGGUGCCAGAUGAGACCAAGGCUAUAGAGGAGCUCUUCCAGGCUCUGGAUCUGGAGAAGAAGAGUGUCGCCAUCGGACGCAGCCAGGUUUUCCUGAAGCCAGGGGUCGUCUCCAGACUGGAGAAGCAGCGUGACAAGCUGAUAGCCCAGAAGAUGAUCCUGCUCCAGGCUGCUUGCAGGGGCUUCCUCAGCCGUCAGAAGUUCAAGAGGCUGAAGAUCCAGCGCCUGGCUGUCCGCUGCCUGCAGAAGAACCUGCUGCUGUUCCAGGCCGUCAGGCACUGGCCGUGGUGGCAGCUGCUGAGCCGCCUGCGGCCCUUGCUCAGCGUCAGCCUGGCAGAGGAGCAGCUCCAUGCAAAAGAGGAGGAGCUGGCAGCACUGAGAAGAAAGCUGGAAAAAUCUGAGGAGAUGUGCAGCGAGCUCAGGCAGAAUGCAGAGAGGCUGGAGAGCAAGAUCAUUGACCUGACGACAGAGCUGUCAGAUGAGCAGCACAAGGGUGAUGUUGUCUGCCAGGCCUUGGACAGGGAGCGGGCAGAGAGGCUGCGGGGCACCCAGGAGCUGCAGGAGCUGCAGAGCAAGCAUGACCAAGUGCAGAAGAAACUGGAGUCGGUGGAAAAGCAGCUGGAAGAGGCCCAGCAGCUGGUUCAGUUGCGUGAGAUGAAGAUAAGUGGCUCUGGAGGAGAGGAUGAGUGGCAAAUGCGCUUUGACUGCGCACAGACCGAGAUCACGUUCCUGCAGAAGCGGCUGGCGCAGCUGGAGGAGCGGCUGGAGGCCGAGCUGGGGGCCAGGACGGGGCUCGAGCAAAAGCUCAGCUCGGUGCAGGCAGCGUGGGAGGAAGCCAGGCAUGCGGCGGGGCGGCUGCGGCGGCGCUGUGGGCGCAUGGCCUGCGAGCUGGAGGAUGCACGGGUGCUCGCUGAGAGCCAGCAGAGCCGCAGCCACGAGCUGGAGAAGAGGCAGAAGAAGUUUGACCUGCAGUUAGCCCAGGCCCUGGGGGAAUCUGCCUUUGAGAAGAGCCUCCGUGAAAAACUGUCCCAGGAGAACACCAGCAUCCGAUGGGAGAUGGGAAAACUUCAGCAGAGCUUAGAGCAGAAGGAGGCAGAGGCCAGCAGCCUGGCGCAGGAGGUGGCCACGCUGGCCGGCCGGGUGCAGGAGCUCAGCGCGCCCGGUGCCCGGGAUGCCAACGCCGUGCCCGCGCUCAGGAAGCAGCUCUGGGACCUGGAGGCCGGUGCUGCUGAGCAGCAGAAGGAGCUGGGGCGGCAAACGGCCGCCGUGGAGCAGCUGGAGCAGCUCCAUCAGAGGCUGGAGCUGGAGAUGGAGCGGAUGAAGCAGAUCCACCAGAAGGAGCUGGAGGACAAGGACGAGGAGCUGGAGGACGUGCGGCAGUCCUGCCAGAGGAGGCUCCGGCAGCUGGAGAUGCAGCUGGAACAGGAGCACCAGGAGAAGCAGAUGGUGCUGCACGAGAAGAAGGACCUGGAGGGGCUCAUCGGCAGCCUGUGCGAGCAGAUCGGCCGCCGCGACUUCAACGUGGAGAAGCGUCUGCGGCGGGACCUGCGGCGCACACGGGCUCUGCUGGCCGACCUGCAGCCGCUGCUGCCCGCGCCCAGCCAGCCCGGCGCCCAGCCCCCGGACCUGGAGCGGCUGCGCAAGCAGUUGGAAGAGAGUGAAGCAAAGUGUGCAGAGGCCCAGAGGUCCCAGCAGACAGCAGCCCUGGAGCUGGAGAACUUGCACACAGAGCUGGAGACCCUCAGCAGAAACAAGACCCUGGUGGAUGAGCAGCUGUACCAGCUGCAGCACGAGAGAGCUGACCUCCUGAAGCGCAUCGAUGAGGACCAGGAAGAUCUGAACGAGCUCAUGGAAAAGCACAAGGCUCUGAUUGCCCAGUCGGCAACGGACAUUGCUCAGAUCCGGGAGCUGCAGACGCAGGUGGAGGAUGUGAAGAAGGAAAAGCAGGGCCUGCAGGAGAAGCUGCAGGCAGCCCAGGCCAGGGCAGCGCUGCUGGAGCAGAGCCCCCCCGAGCGCGCCAUCGUCAGCCGGCAGGAAGCCCGGAUCCGCGACCUGGAGAGCCAGCUGGACUUCCAGGCCGUGCAGAUGAAGCGCUUCGAGGUGCUGGUGCUGCGCCUGCGAGACAGCAUCAUAAAGAUGGGUGAGGAGCUGGAGAAAGCGGCCGAGUCCGAGGCACGGGAGAAGGAGAGCACCAGGUACUACCAGAGGAGGAUGGAGGAGAUGAAGGCUGACAUGGACGAGCUGGUGCAGAGGGAGCUGGAGUCCAGCCGCCGGCGCGUGGAGCUGGAGCAGCAGCUGGCGGAGCUGGCGGCCGUGCGGCACGAGCUGCAGGCGGACCUGGGCACCUCCAUCCGCCGCAUCGCCGACCUGCACGUGGCCCUGGAGGAGCUGCGCUGCAGCGAGGACGAGAGCGAGGACGAGAGGGAUGUUGGCUCCAGCCUCGGCUCCACGCUCAGUCUGGAGCCCACAGACAGCAUCAGGUCCUGGCCGGGUUCGUGCGGGGGCUGCUCUGCCCCAGCAGCCGCCAGCGUGGCCGGGAGCCUCUCGACACAGUCCCUCAGCAGCCGCAGCACCCAGGGCCCCAGGAGCAGCAGAGAUGCCAAGGAGCCGGCACCGAGCCGGCCGGCUUCUUCCCAGAGUGCUGCCAGGUCUGUGGAUGCUGCGGAUCUGGGGAGCAGAGGGAGUCCCAGUCCCUUGCUUGGUGCCAGGAGACGGGAGUACAGAAACCCUGCAGCAGAUGAAGAGGAGCUGGACAGCCCCAGAAAGCCCGUGGAUCGGAUAGGAGAGACGUCCCCGUCGGUGCUGCGGCGGGGGAGCUCCCCUGCCCCGGACAGAAGGUUCCCCAGCGCUCUGUCUCCGACGGCACCCAGGAGGAGAGGGCAGGCGGGGGCGGCAGGGCCGGUGCCCAGCUCCUCGGCCGCCCUGUCUGAGUACGUGGAGGAGCUGCGGCGGCAGCGGGGAGCGGAGCGUGACGCGGGGCCCCCGGCGCUGGGGGACACGUCCCCCCUCCCCAUCUUCCACACCGCCGGGGCCGCGGCGCUGCGGCGCUCCAGAGCCCCCCCGGCAGCGCAGGAUCCCCCGGGGCUGGGGGCUGGCCGGGGGGCCGGGGCCGGGCUCGUGCGCUGCUCCAGCCUGCGCAGCAUGGCCUCGGAGCCCCCCGGGCCGCCCCGCUCCCCUGUGCUGAGCAGAGCCGCCAAGUUCGGCUCCUACGACUCCCUCCUGCAGAGCCUCGACGGCUCUGGCCGCCGGCCCAGCUCUCCAGCUCUCUCCCCCAGCUCUCCGGAGGUGCCGGCAGCGCCGAGGCUGAGGUCCUGGAGGAGCUGCCUGGAGCCUUCGCUGGAAGCCCUGGAGGUGGGAAGGGGCUCUGGGGGGCUCCCGAGCUCUGUGCCGGGCGAUGGGCUGGGUGAGGGGAAGGAGAGCGACCCCUUCAGCUGGCGAAUACCCACCCUCAACUUCGAGAGGAAAACCAACGUCGACUUCGACGACUUCCUGCCGGCCAUUCGCAAGUCCCGCUCCACCAGCAGCCUGGCCAAGCCCGGCAGGGACAGGAGGGACGGCCACCGGCCCCUCACUGUCCGCUUCCAGGACGAGGCCGUGGCGGGCAGCUCGGCAUCCUCCGAGGCGAAGGGCCCGGCCAAGCGCAGCCUGAGCUGCCGGGAGGACCCCGGGGACCUCUCCGACUCCUCCUCGUCCUCGGGCUCCGUCCUGUCCUCCCGCAGCGCCGACAGCGUCAAGCGCCGGCCGCAGCCCCCGCGAGGGGCCGGGGAGGGCUGCAGCAGCAGAGCCGGCACCCAGGGCAGCGCGGCGAGCCAGCGGGCAGAGGCAGAAGGGAAGGAGGACGAUGUCACCAGCAUCAUGAGGAAGUACCUGGGGAAAGAUUAA